AUUUUAAUUUUAUUUAAAAUUAAUAUUUUUUUUUUUUAUUUUUUGGCGUUUGCUAUAUUUAGAAUGUAUUCAUUCAAAUUUUCAAUAACUAUAAUUAUAUUUAAUUUAACUCUAUUUGUUGUGAAAGCAAACAGUUUUUGCAUUGAGGGCAUAAAAAAUUCAAACAAUAAUUUACAAUGUGAUAUUACAGGAAAAAUAGUGUCUGAAAAUGAAAAGGAAACUUUAAAAAAAAUAUGUGAUAAAAAGCCUAAGUUUUUCAACGAUACGCAAAUUAUAACAUUAAAAAAUGGAACAUUUAAAUCUUUUAAAAGAUUAAGUUGUAGCUCUAAUUUAACUAAUAUUGAAUUAGUUUGGUUAUCAUAUGACGAUGAACAGAAUAAUUUUUUAACAAAUAUAAAUAAUCACUAUGAAAUUAUAGCAAAAUCAACAAAUGAUUCUCUAUCUGACACAACUAUUUGCUCUUUUACAACGAAACAUAAAAACUGUGGAAUAGAAUUUCAGAAUGAAAGCACGGUAAUUAUUUCACAUUUUAAUUUACUAGUGGAAUUGCUUCCGAUUCAACUCACAAUUUCGAAUAUCACUUAUAAGCCAUGGAAAAAUAUUACAAGUUCAGGAUAUCCGAUACCUAUGAGUGGGAAAAUUUAUUUGUUAAACCAUCAAUCAACUUUUCAAAAGCUCUUCGACACAAUUAAAUACUCAUAUUUUGAAAAAAUUUCGGUAAAUUUAAGUAAAAUCCUACCAACAUCAGAUGAAAAUAAUUUAGAAAUACCAGGAAAAAUUAACUACAAUGGAAAUUUAAUUGAUAUUGAGAAUGAUGGAAGUGCCUAUGCUCACAAAAGCAAGGAAUUUACAUUUUCCCGAACAUUACCACCUUUUAGUGGAGAAAAUGCGACAUUGAUAGGAGAGUGGUCAACAUUCAUUGUGGAGUUCUCAGCUAUAAUUAUAUAUGAUUAUGGAAGCGGACACAUCAAUCGACCUUUCGUACCUAUCGACAAUAUUAAAAUGGUUGUAAAAACUAUUACCAAUAUAGAUAUUGAGUUUGAAGGUCCAUCAUCGUUGAAUUAUUCCACAUCACCAUUGCAUAAAACACAAUUUCAAAAAAAUUAUAAUGAAAUUAAAGAUGAAAAAUCGCAUGUAAAAAAAACAACAAUUACACACAAUGCAGACAAAAUUGAAGUGAACGAACCAAACUCCUCUGGUCAUGUUUACCCCAAUUUUUACCCAUGGUUCGUUGGAAGUUGCAUACUAAUUGCUUUAACAUGCUGUAUAGUUUUUGGAAAUAUGAUCAAUAUUGUAAUUAAAGAAAAGAACUUAAAACGUCGAAGAUAUAGAACGGGAUCAUUGAUGUAAAAAAUUUUAAAUAAACUUGUUUUGGAAUAUUACUAAUAAAUAUAAA
This is a messenger RNA of Condylostylus longicornis, 1396 nucleotides long. RefSeq lists its product as uncharacterized. Bases 64 to 1350 code for a protein of 428 amino acids. Lineage: Eukaryota; Metazoa; Arthropoda; Insecta; Diptera; Dolichopodidae. The record is from RefSeq and is a predicted model, not a curated record. The transcript is spliced from 7 exons.